AUGAGCAAAGACUCCUCCCCAACAAACAUCCACAUGCACCACCCCCGUCUAGCCGACUACUUCGAAGACUUCACGCGCCCACACACCUCACAAACCACCGCGCUGACCUCCUCCGCCUCCUCCUCCCACAUCUACCACCACGGCGGCACAGGCGCAAACGCUGCCUCAGGCGUAACCUACGGCUCGUCCUCGCCGGCGCUCGUCCCCUCCUUCCUACCCAUCGAAGAAAUCUACGUGCUUCCGCAGUACCAGCCGCCGAAUCCGGAGGAUGAGGAUGACGUGGUGCCGGAUCAGCAUGCGGCGUUUGGGAUUACGAGGGCGAUGGAGAGGAGGAGGGAGGCCGUUUGGAGGGAUCUAGGGCUGGAGGGACUCGUUGGUGGGGGUGGGAAGUCCGGGAAGAAGGUUAGGGUUAAAGAGGCGGGGAGGUUGAUGGGGGGGAAGAGGGUGGUUUGUUUACGGUGA
This is a messenger RNA of Aspergillus wentii DTO 134E9, 462 nucleotides long. Its product is annotated as Apc13 domain protein. The record is from RefSeq and is a predicted model, not a curated record. The transcript is spliced from 2 exons. The coding region runs from base 1 to 462 and encodes 153 amino acids. Gene Ontology annotation, cellular component: anaphase-promoting complex. Lineage: Eukaryota; Fungi; Ascomycota; Eurotiomycetes; Eurotiales; Aspergillaceae. Gene Ontology annotation, biological process: positive regulation of mitotic metaphase/anaphase transition.